AGAUCUGCGAGGGUUUCGCUUUCGUUCGUUUUGUCCCCAGCUAAUUAAAAAAAAAAAAAAAAAACGAGAGAGAGCCGAAGGAAGCUACUCCAGUUCCCUAUCCUUUCCUGAUUCCUGCGUGCGAGAGCAGAGAAGAGAACGACGGGGUCUACGUGCAGUAUUUGCUAGAGAAAGCUGUAAAAUAAGUUGCGAGUUCUUUUUUUUUUUGGUUCCCUUCCAGAGUCGAAAGAAACGGAAGAGGGGAGCUGCUGGGAAAAGUCAUCCAGCCAUCGCUACUUUUGGAUCACAAAAAAUCACACACCAAUUCUAUGCAUUGCGUAAGGAACACGGAACAAAAAUACGAUGAUUCAUGGCAAGCUCAUAAUGGGUCCAAUGAUGCUUGUAGCGCUUCUCCUGAUUACUAUGUUCGUCCUGCUGGCAGGAAGAAGUAAACGAAAAUCAAUCUCAAAGAAGACACUGCUUCUUCCUUCACCAGCUGGGCUUCCUUUUAUAGGUAAUCUGCACCAAAUCAGCUUGAUACCACAUCGAUCACUCUUCGAACUUUCAAAGAAGCAUGGACCCCUCAUGCUUCUACAACUAGGCAGCAUACCCACUCUUGUAGUCUCAUCACCAUCUACUGCUCGAGAGAUCAUGAGAACUCAUGAUCUCGUAUUUGCAAGCCGGCCUUCUCUUAAGGCAGCAAGGAUUUUGCUCUACAACAACAAUGAUAUGGCCUUAGCCCCUUACGGAGAGUAUUGGAGACAGACCAGGAAGAUCUGUGUUACCAACCUUCUCAGCUUAAAAAUGAUACAGUCCUUCAGUUUAGUGCGUUUGGAGGAAGUAUCUUUGAUGAUCGAAAGAAUUGCUCGCAUGGCUUCAGCUAACAAUGGUGUUGUGUGCGUGUCUGAGAUCCUGAAUACAUUGACAUGCGACGUUUUAUGUAAAUCUGUUUUGGGUUCAUCGAUGAGUGAAGAGAAAAGGAAGCUUCUUUGCGAACUUAUUCGUAUGAACCUUGUUUUCUUUGGUAAAUUGUUCGUAGAGGAUUACUUCCCCUGGUUAAGGUGGUUAGAUGUGCUCUUUGGAUUGGAAGGGGAACUUACAAGGCAUUCUGAGAAAUGGGAUGCUCUUCUUGGGGAGUUUAUUGAGGACCAUGUUUCCCAAUUGGCGGAAGGAGAGACCGCGAGUAGUACUGAUUUCAUUGAUGUGUUGCUUCAGUUGCAGAAAGAUUCAAGCAUGCCAUUCGUUCUCACAAAUGAGCAGAUUAAGGCACUUUUAUUGGAUAUGAUUGUUGCCGGAACCGACACAUCCCUUGCUCUUCUCGAUUGGUGCAUGGUUGAGCUCAUUCGAAAUCCAAUAGUAAUGGAAAAGGUGCAGAGUGAAGUGAGGGGAAUAGCUUAUGGAGAGGAAAAAGUAAGGGAGGAGUACUUGGGCAAAUUGAGCUACAUGAAGGCUGUUAUAAAGGAAGUUCUUCGGUUGCAUCCACCAGUUCCAUUACUUCUCCCUCGAGAGUCAUUGCAAGAUUGUCAAAUACAAGAAUAUAACAUUCCUAAGAAAACUAGGGUCCUCAUCAAUGCAUGGGCCAUUGGAAGAGAUGAAGUUUAUUGGAAUGAACCAAAAGAAUUUAAGCCAGAGAGAUUCUUAGGUGACGAUGUGGACUACAAAGGUCAUGAUUUUCAUUACAUUCCAUUUGGUGCUGGUCGUAGAAUUUGUCCUGGAAUACAGUUUGCAAUUGCCAUUGUUGAGCUUGCUUUAGCAAAUCUUGUUUAUCGCUUCAAUUGGAAACUACCGAGUGGCAUUUCCUGUGAUGGUAUGGACAUGGAAGAUAGUGCCGGAAUAACUACUCCAAGAAAAGAAAAGCUUUAUUUGGUUCCGCUAGCUAUAUAAAUUACUUAUAUACUUUACUACUUGUUAUUUGUAAAAUUUUCCAUAUUUAAGCACCACAGCUUAAACAUCUAAUAUAAGCGGUAUUCACUUUAUGGGAAGGUUGGCCUAAAUAUGAUUUAUGGGAAGGCUAGCAUAUAAUUCAAGCACCGUCGACAAACAAAGAACAAAAUGUAUUUCUUGUUGUAUUUUGUAACUUCUGCUAUUUAAUGGCAACAAGUAGUGUGAUCUCUAGCAUUGUAUGCAAUUUUCUGUGAUAA
Dendrobium catenatum is the source of this 2120-nucleotide messenger RNA. Its product is annotated as cytochrome P450 71A1. Lineage: Eukaryota; Viridiplantae; Streptophyta; Magnoliopsida; Asparagales; Orchidaceae. The record is from RefSeq and is a predicted model, not a curated record. Gene Ontology annotation, molecular function: heme binding; iron ion binding; monooxygenase activity. The transcript is spliced from 4 exons. Bases 343 to 1863 code for a protein of 506 amino acids.